CACGUUACCUCCUUUUGGUCGCUUAUUAAACUUAAAGAGACAUAAUAUGUAACUUGAAAGUGUUUUUUUCUUGCAAGGCUCUACACUACUGCUUCAGAAAAUUCAGUCCUGAAUCAUGGCUUCGGCUACUCUCUCUGUAGCCAAACCAGCUCUUCAGGCAAAUGGAAAAGGCUUCUCUGAGUUCUCUGGUCUCCGCAACUCAUCAUGCUACCUUCCACUUUCUAGAAAAAUUUCUGAGGAUUUCAACUCUGUCAUUGCUUUCCAAACCUCCGCAGUUGGAAGCAGUGGAGGAUACAAGAAAGGUGUAGUGGAAGCAAAACUGAAGGUGGCCAUAAACGGAUUUGGUAGGAUUGGAAGGAACUUCUUGAGGUGCUGGCACGGUCGUAAGGAAUCUCCACUUGAUGUCAUUGCUAUCAAUGACACUGGAGGUAUCAAGCAAGCUUCUCACCUUCUCAAGUAUGAUUCCACCCUUGGAAUCUUUGAUGCUGAUGUCAAGCCUGUUGGUGAUGAUGGUAUCUCCGUUGAUGGAAAGAUCAUCAAAGUUGUUUCGGACCGCAACCCUGUCAACCUCCCAUGGAAGGACUUGGGGAUAGACUUGGUGAUUGAAGGAACUGGUGUGUUUGUGGAUAGAGAAGGUGCAGGGAAGCACAUUCAAGCAGGAGCUAAGAAAGUUCUCAUCACAGCCCCUGGCAAAGGAGACAUCCCUACCUAUGUGGUUGGUGUCAAUGCUGAUGCUUACAAUCCAGAUGAACCCAUCAUCAGCAAUGCUUCUUGCACCACUAACUGCCUUGCCCCCUUCGUCAAGGUUCUUGAUCAGAAAUUUGGUAUUAUAAAGGGUACCAUGACUACAACUCACUCUUACACUGGUGACCAAAGGCUUCUUGAUGCAAGCCACCGUGACCUCAGGCGUGCAAGAGCAGCAGCUCUUAACAUUGUCCCAACUUCAACAGGAGCAGCAAAGGCUGUGGCCCUUGUUCUCCCAACCCUCAAAGGAAAGCUCAAUGGCAUUGCACUUCGUGUGCCAACACCAAAUGUUUCAGUGGUGGACCUUGUUGUUCAGGUCACAAAGAAGACCUUUGCAGAAGAAGUGAAUGAAGCUUUCAGAGAGAGUGCAGCAAAGGAGCUCAAUGGUAUUCUCUCAGUUUGUGAUGAGCCACUUGUGUCAGUAGAUUUUAGGUGCACUGACGUGUCAUCAACCGUUGACUCAUCAUUGACAAUGGUAAUGGGAGAUGACAUGGUGAAGGUGAUUGCUUGGUAUGACAAUGAGUGGGGUUACUCUCAAAGGGUUGUGGAUUUGGCUGACAUUGUUGCCAACAAUUGGAAAUGAGCCAAAUUACAAACCCCAUUUGUUAAUUAUGUACCAAUGUCAUUUUAAUUUUGUAUGCUUAGUACAGUUCUUGCUUCAUUUUUCAUUUUUCUUUCUAAACUUGUACUGAGAAACAGAACCAUCAAUUUUCUCUGGCUUUCUAAUUGGGCAAUAUAUUUCUUACCUUGAAAUA
Molecule: messenger RNA, 1499 nt
Organism: Gastrolobium bilobum
Lineage: Eukaryota; Viridiplantae; Streptophyta; Magnoliopsida; Fabales; Fabaceae
Product: glyceraldehyde-3-phosphate dehydrogenase A, chloroplastic
Exons: 5
Coding region: 116-1327 (403 amino acids)
Biological process (GO): glucose metabolic process
Cellular component (GO): chloroplast; apoplast
Molecular function (GO): NAD binding; NADP binding; glyceraldehyde-3-phosphate dehydrogenase (NAD+) (phosphorylating) activity
Source: RefSeq, a predicted model, not a curated record